Chelmon rostratus (copperband butterflyfish) is the source of this 4118-nucleotide messenger RNA. RefSeq names its product histone acetyltransferase KAT5. Gene Ontology annotation, biological process: regulation of DNA-templated transcription. Gene Ontology annotation, molecular function: histone acetyltransferase activity. The transcript has 16 exons. The coding region runs from base 18 to 1832 and encodes 604 amino acids. NCBI's taxonomy places the organism in Eukaryota, Metazoa, Chordata, Actinopteri, Chaetodontiformes, Chaetodontidae. The record is from RefSeq and is a predicted model, not a curated record.
UGCUCCUGCUCGCACAGAUGACGAAAAUGGCGGAUAACUCGUCUUCGGUCGAGAUUGUUGAGGGCUGUCGCCUUCCUGUUCUCCGUAAAAACCAAGAACACGAAGACGAAUGGCCGUUGGCUGAAAUUCUAAGUGUGAAGGAAGUCUCUGCGAGAAAGCUUUACUAUGUUCACUAUAUCGACUUCAACAAGCGCCUGGAUGAGUGGGUCACAGGGGACAGGCUGGACAUGAAGAAGCUUCAGUUCCCUAAAAAAGAAGCUAAAACACCAACCAAGAAUGGUCUUCCAGGCUCUCGUCCCAGUUCCCCAGAAAGAGAAGUGAGGAAGAGUCUAGAUCUCAACCUACAACCUGCCACAGCUCCUUCCAGAGGCAAAACCCUUCCCACACCGCUGUCGGGUCAUGCUGAACUGCAUGGAAAUCCAGAUAUAAACAACCAUGACACAAAAAGAGAAGAUGAUGAUCCAGUCGUGCAGAUCACAUCUGGAAGUGGUUUAACACACAGUGUAUCCAAAUGUUUGUCAGGUGUAUGCACUGGACUUGUCAAGCCACGUUGCAGCUUCAAAUCUGUCAAGAAGAGGAAAGUAGAGGCCGUCCCCUUGGCGACUCAGGUAUCUCCGGCCACCCCCGUGCCCUCCCUGCCAAGUUCAGCUGAAGCCUCUCAGGCAUCUGUUUUUCCUGCUGUGAGAGAGACCAACACCUUCAAGUCCCGCGAAGACCAUGACCAGCUCUCCUCGCUCACAACGAACGGCACUGCCCGACGACUCGUCCCCUCGCAGCCCGGGAGGAAGAGAAAAGCUAACUGUGGGCCAGCUGACGAGAUGAUAAAGGUUUUGCAGUAUAACAACCCUCAAAGUGCCAGUGUCUUUCUACCACCACCAGAGGAUUCACAGGACAGUUCGGACGGCAUCCCAUCUGCACCCCGCAUGACGGGCAGCCUGGUGUCUGACCGCAGCCACGAUGACAUCGUCACCCGGAUGAAAAAUAUAGAGUGCAUAGAGCUGGGACGUCACAGACUGAAGCCCUGGUACUUUUCACCAUACCCACAGGAACUCACCACGCUGCCCAUCCUCUACCUCUGUGAAUUCUGUCUCAAGUACCUCAAAAGCCUGAAGUGUCUCCAGAGGCAUUUGACAAAAUGCAAUCUAAGACAUCCUCCAGGCAACGAGAUCUACCGUAAAGGCACCAUUUCAUUCUUUGAGAUUGACGGCAGGAAAAACAAAACUUAUUCCCAGAACCUGUGUUUACUUGCUAAGUGUUUCCUGGACCACAAAACCUUGUAUUACGACACAGACCCUUUCCUCUUUUAUGUAAUGACGGAGUAUGACUCCAAAGGCUUCCACAUAGUGGGCUACUUCUCUAAGGAAAAAGAGUCGACUGAAGAUUACAACGUUGCCUGCAUCCUGACCCUGCCUCCCUACCAGCGGAGAGGCUAUGGCAAACUACUCAUUGAGUUCAGUUACGAGCUGUCCAAGGUAGAAGGGAAGACAGGAACUCCCGAGAAGCCACUUUCUGACCUUGGUCUUUUGUCCUAUCGCUCCUACUGGUCCCAGACCAUCCUGGAAAUCCUCAUGGACCUGAAACCUGACAAUGGGGAAAGGCCGCAGAUUACCAUCAAUGAGAUCAGUGAGAUCACAAGUGUGAAGAAAGAAGACGUUAUUUCAACACUUCAGUACCUCAAUCUCAUUAACUAUUACAAGGGUCAGUACAUCCUGACCCUUUCAGAGGACAUUGUGGAUGGACACGAAAGAGCGAUGCAGAAGAGACACUUGCGCAUAGAUCCAAAAUGCCUUCACUUCACACCUAAGGACUGGAGUAAGAGGGGCAAGUGGUAGAGUCCCGGCCUGGCCCACUGAAUGCCCGCCCCAACCGGCAGAUACCAGACUGAAAACAAACGGUGGAUCACCUAAAGGUUUCUCACAAGCUGCAUCAAGAGGGUCGUUUUUGAACCCAGGACUCGUCUUUAGAUAAGAAACAAGGAACCUAAAUUGUCACUUGAGAUGCAUACUGUAUGCUUUUAUUGUGAAUAUUCAUUAUCUAUUGUCAGUUUUAAAUGCUCUUGAACACAGGGCAGGGACAAAAGAGACACUGGUUGACAGUGACGCGCCAAAAAAUACACCUUCUACUGUGUAAAAGAUUCUGUUAAUGACCGACAGUGCGUUAAAAGUGAGAUAUGGUGUCUGUUUAAUAGUGUAAAUUAAAGCUUGAAGUGGCAAAAUACAGACCACCUUGUGAAAACAAGAAGGUGGUUUUAAAAAUAUUUUGAGUUCUACAGUAGAUAUUUGCUCAUCACAUUAAAGGACCAGUGUGUAAGAUUUAGGGGGAUCUAUUUGCAGAGUAUGACAGAAUUGGAAUAUAUGAUUAAUAAGUAUGUUUUCAAUAGUGUGAAUUUACCUGAAAAAAGAGUGGUUGUGUUUUGCUUUACUUCAGAAUGAGCUCUUUAUAUCUACAGAGAGAGCGGGUCCUCUUCCACAAAGUCCCCCUUUUUUUAUACCACCUUGUUUAUAAAGUGGCCCAGAAUGGACAAACCAAGCUCUGGCUUAAGAGAACACCUUUCGUGCUCUUCUCGAGUUUUGCGGCCUCUAUAAAUUCUCUAAAAAGGUUUUAAAGGGAGGUGUGAUAUGGGGGGGUAUUGGGGUUGCAGUCUGCAACCUCACCACCAGAUGACACUAAAGCCUACACACUGGACCUUUAGAAAGAAAGGGGAUUAAUUUUCCUUAAAUUCAACAAGGAAAGCGUGUUUUCACCCCAUGCACAUCUGUCCUUCAGCAGCCACGUUAAUUAGAUAGAUCACGGUUGUUUUGGCCACUCUUUGCAUGUGUUACAUUCAUAUUUACACAUUUCAGCUCAUUUAGAUCAAGUAACAGAUGCUCUGUUGCUGUCCUUUAAUACGACCUUUCGUUGCUCCUAACCUUCUCUGUCAUCGCUCAUUUUAAACAUCAAGGUAGCCGAUCUCACAGCACAGCUUUUAACCGCUGCUCAAUAUAUUAUGAGCCGUGAUCAAAUUUCAGAAUUGUUUCUGUUGUCUGACAACAAAAAUACGACGACCCUAAAUCACAGAGGUGCAGAUUCACAUGGGACUAAUAUCGUCACAUGACCUCUGUGUUUGGUACAAUAUUGUCAGUAAUUUAUGGUAAAAUUUGUAAUUUACAGAUAGAUGAUAUGACGGAUGACCUCUGCAAUUAUAACAAAUUACUAGAGGUCCACAGUUAAAUGUCUUCUUGGCUAAAGCUCUUUGUGUGACUGUCCAAUAAGAUCACUUUAUUUUUUACUCAUUUGAGAAGCGUCAGCUGAUAGAAAAUGUAUCUGUAGCACUCAUUAAACAAUGAGACAACUCAUGUCUGAACAGCACUCCAAGAUUAAGUCAUCACUCUGUGUGCAGGCUUCAAAACAUUUCUCAAAAGCACACUCACACGUAUGUGCGUGAUUCAAUGAGAUGUGAGUUGUGAGUGUGUAAACAAGGAAAAGGCACAAGCAACCCCGUUUUCAGAUCUGUUGGGAGUAAGAUACCUGCCCCUCUAGUUUCUCAUCACAUGGGGAGUAACUUUCAGUUCAUUGUGAUUCUGAACCAACAUGGUCGAGUCAGGUUUGUUAUCUUUUACAGUCUUACCUCUGUUUUUUAUUUUUCAUUUUUGUUAAAUAGUUAGAAAUAUUUAUGCUCUUUGUGAUCAUUCAGGUGGACGUUUCUUCCUUUUUUCAGAUAAUCCAGUCAUGAUCAUCUGUACAGUGUGCAAUGAGACAAAUCAAUCCCCAAAUUCGACAUGUUGCCCAUAACUGUACAUACUGAACCUGAUUGUAAAAAGAAAAAAAAAGCUUAGAAGACAGAAGCCAUGUUGAACUGUUAGAGGAAUGUAAAUUUUGUGUACAGUUGUCUGUUCUUUUGUUUUUGUUUUUUUGUACUUAAUGUAAACUAACUGGCUGCACAACAGGAAGAGACCUAAAAUUGAAAUCUUACGUUCAGUUUGUGUUUUAUGUUUACAUGUCACGAAGGAUGGUGAAUUGACCCUUUUGAAAUGAUUUAGUAUAUCUUUAAGUGAAACACAGUUGAGAGUAUGAUUUGAACGUUUGAUAUGAAAAGCUUGUUGAAUUGUUAAAAAAAAAAAAGAAUCUUUUAAAAAUCC